AGCGACGAUAAAUGGCGACCGAGAAACGAAGCAGAACAUCAGCGACGCAUGCGUAAUAAAACAGACGAUUUUGGUGUAUCUUUUGCAAGAUGGCGUCUAGGUUACUCAAGUUUACUGCUGUUGUGAGAAAAUUUGCCGGUCAUUCGCAAAUCAUAAAAAGGUAUCAACAUGCUACUUAUGCUCAGACAUUAUUAAAUAUACCAGAAACAACAGUGUCCAAACUUGACAAUGGAUUACGAAUAGCUACUGAAGAUUCUGGUACAUCCACAUGCACAGUUGGUUUAUGGAUUGAUGCUGGAAGUCGUUAUGAGACUGAAAAAAAUAAUGGAGUUGCACAUUUUUUGGAACAUAUGGCUUUUAAGGGUACAGCUAAACGAUCACAAGUUGAUCUUGAGUUAGAAGUAGAAAAUAUGGGUGCUCAUCUUAAUGCAUAUACUUCUCGUGAACAAACAGUAUAUUUUGCAAAGUGUCUUUCAAAAGAUUUAGAAAAAGCUGUUGAAAUAUUAGCUGAUAUCAUCCAAAACAGUAAAUUUGGAGAAGCUGAAAUUGAGCGAGAACGUGGUGUUAUUUUGAGAGAAAUGCAAGAAGUAGAAACAAAUUUGCAGGAAGUUGUGUUUGAUCAUUUGCAUUCAGUCGCUUACCAAGGUACACCUUUAGGAAGAACUAUUCUUGGCCCAACAGAAAAUAUCAAGAGUAUUUCAAGAGAUGAUUUAGUGGAUUAUAUAAAUAAUCAUUACAAAGGAUCAAGAAUUGUGUUAGCUGGAGCUGGUGGAAUCAAGCAUGAUGAAUUAGUGAAAUAUGCCGAUAAGUAUUUGGGAUCUCUUUCAAAUGAAUACAAAAGUGGAAUUCCAGAAGCUCUCCCAUGUCGAUUCACUGGAAGUGAUGUGAGUAUAUGUAUAAAAGUAUCAUAUAUAUUAUGUUAUAUAAUCACAUGAAUUUUUAAAGAUGAA
Molecule: messenger RNA, 950 nt
Organism: Centruroides sculpturatus (bark scorpion)
Lineage: Eukaryota; Metazoa; Arthropoda; Arachnida; Scorpiones; Buthidae
Product: mitochondrial-processing peptidase subunit beta-like
Exons: 6
Coding region: 90-935 (281 amino acids)
Cellular component (GO): mitochondrion
Molecular function (GO): metalloendopeptidase activity; metal ion binding
Source: RefSeq, a predicted model, not a curated record